Musca domestica (house fly) is the source of this 608-nucleotide messenger RNA. Its product is annotated as cytochrome b-c1 complex subunit 7. The transcript is spliced from 3 exons. NCBI's taxonomy places the organism in Eukaryota, Metazoa, Arthropoda, Insecta, Diptera, Muscidae. Gene Ontology annotation, biological process: mitochondrial electron transport, ubiquinol to cytochrome c. Bases 123 to 458 code for a protein of 111 amino acids. The record is from RefSeq and is a predicted model, not a curated record.
GUUGUCAAGUUUGACGUUUCACAGACAUUGGUAUAAGUUUUUCAGAAUUUCUGAAACACAGCUGAAAAAGGCAACUUGUCAAGAAAUUUUCAAGUUUUAUUAGAAAAUUACAAAAUAGAACAAUGGCUGGCUAUGUAGCAAGACGCGGUCCCAUGGUUUUCUCCAGCUUGGGUAAAUGGGCAUACAACUUGUCUGGAUUCAAUCAAUACGGUCUCCACCGUGAUGAUUGUUUGUACGAAAACGAAGAUGUCAAGGAGGCAAUCCGUCGUCUUCCCCGCAAAUUGUAUGAUGAACGCAACUACCGCAUUAUGCGUGCUUUGCAUUUGUCCAUGACCAAGACCAUUUUGCCCAAGGACCAAUGGACAAAAUACGAAGAUGAUGUCAAGUACUUGGAACCCUACUUGAAUGAAGUUAUCAAGGAGCGCGAAGAACGUGAAGAAUGGAAUAAGAAUCACUAAAGCGGCCAAGAGCUUUUUUGAUUGUAGUAGCCAUUCUUUAAACCAAGUUAUUUUGUAAUUUCUAAACUAAAAGCAAACGAUGUUAAGUGAAAUAUGGAGAGUAACCAAAUAAACUAAAACUAAUUGAAAGAAAAAAAAACAAAAACAAAA